Molecule: messenger RNA, 2700 nt
Organism: Penicillium brevicompactum
Lineage: Eukaryota; Fungi; Ascomycota; Eurotiomycetes; Eurotiales; Aspergillaceae
Exons: 1
Coding region: 1-2700 (899 amino acids)
Biological process (GO): calcium ion transmembrane transport; intracellular calcium ion homeostasis
Cellular component (GO): membrane
Molecular function (GO): calcium channel activity; calcium ion binding
Source: RefSeq, a predicted model, not a curated record
AUGGAUGGAAACGAAUCAUUCGCUCUUCAAGAGAAGAGAGGAGAGCGAUCGAGCUCCGGCGGCACGUACGUGGGCGAACCCAGUGUCGAGUCUCACGACUACCCAAGAGUCGACACGAGCGUGAACUAUGAAGCUGAGCAUCCCUCCAUAAGCACGGCCUCCUCGCGCCGCGGGCAAGCUAUGCAGCUGGAGGACGACCUCCAGCUCAUGGAGGCAGAGCGGAUGGUAUCACGAUCUACCGAAGCACGGAGUCAGCAUGGCCGGGGCUCGAUGAGCCGAACGCGAUCGCAUCCUGAUCAGCGCGUCGAUGAGUUCGACCAGGCAACCAACCCACUCCACGAAAAGACCGCCGCCUAUCAGCCUCCUGAGAGUCCGACUACCAAACUCUCUGCGUUUGCGAAGAAAGUCCAUAAUUCCAGUUUCAUUGUUCGGUAUUUGACCUAUAUCGUGCCCGUGGUGCUGCUCCUUCUGAUCCCGUUGCUUAUCGGCGCCCUGAAAUAUACCGACACCAGUGUCGGCGGCGUACAAUUGAUGUGGUUUUCAAUCUGGCUGGAAAUCGUCUGGUUGACUCUGUGGGCAGCCCGUGUCGUUGGGAAAUGUCUACCGCCGGCUGUGAGCUUAAUCUCCAGCAUAUUCACCAACAAUGCAAAGAAGUGGCGCGAUAUGGCCAAACAGCUGGAAUUUCACUUCGUCCUUUUCUUCUGGUGGCUUGCUGUAGAGAUUUCCUUUCUACCCACAAUGAAGAAUCAUCACGUUGAUGGUGACAAGCGCACGCGGGGCUGGGAGGGAACGCUCAAUAAGCUUAUCAUCGUCGGUCUGGUUUGGACAAUUCUCAAUGUCAUCGAAAAAAUCAUCAUUCAGCUUAUCGCUAUGUCCUUUCACCAACGCACCUACGACGACCGCAUCCAGCUCAACAAGUUCCAAAUCGGCAGUUUGACCAAGCUAUAUCAAUUUUCCCGGACACAUAUCUCAGAAGAUGACGAGGUAUUCCAACAGAACCCCGAGCUUGGGACGUCGCAGAAUACGAAAAACCCUCUACAAUAUGCCUCCAAAGCAGGUCGCGUUGCCCAACGCGCUGUGAAAAAUGUUGGUAAUAAGGUGGGGGAUGUAGCUGGGGGUGUGCUUGCGGAUUUCACUGGCCGGCAGUCGAAGAAUAGCAAUGAUCCAUAUCAGGUCGUUCUCACCUUGCUACAUACCACCUCAGGUUGCCAGGUCCUCGCUCGUCGGCUCUAUCGUACAUUCGCGCGUGAUGGCUGUGACACGGUUUUCUCAGGGGACCUGAAGGAGGCGUUUGAUGAUAACGAGGAAGCAGAUGCUGCAUUUUCUAUGUUUGACCGGGAUAUGAAUGGGGACAUAUCUAUGGAAGAGCUUGAAAGUGUCUGUGUGGAUAUCGGCCGUGAGCGUAAAUCUAUUACUGCAUCACUAAAGGAUCUUGGCUCUGUUAUGUCAAAACUGGAUCAAGUUUUCAUGUUUUUUGUGCUUAUUAUUAUUGUCAUUGUCUUCCUUACGCUGAUCUCAACAUCUGCAGCAGGAGUAUUAACCUCUGCUGGCUCUACUAUCCUCGCUCUAUCAUGGAUGUUCUCUACAACUGCUACCGAGUUUUUGCAGUCUAUCAUUUUCGUCUUCGUUAAACAUCCAUUUGACGUCGGUGAUCGAGUUACUAUCUACGGAAAUGCUGGAGCAUCAGGCCGUGGUGACGACUAUUUCGUUAAGGAGAUCGCGCUCCUAUAUACCGAGUUCAAAAAGAUGGAGGGCCAUGUUGUCCAAGCACCAAAUAGUGUGCUCAACAAUCUUUUUAUCCUCAACCAGCGCCGCACAGGUGCUCUCGCCGAGGCUCUACCGAUUGUUAUUAAAUACGGCACAACUAUUGACCAGAUGGAGCAACUCCGACACCGUCUCGUAGAGUUCGUGCGCAGUGAGAAGCGCGAUUUCCAGAGCAUGAUCCUCCACGAGCUUCGCGAGGUCACAGAAAACUUAUCAUUGACCCUCAACAUCAUCUUCUUCUACAAAUCCAACUGGCAGAACGAGGGCCUGCGUUUGCAACGCCGCAACAAGUUCCUCUGCAUGGUCAUGAUCGCGCUCCAAGAAGUCGGCAUCGAGGGCCCUCGCAUGAACCUCCAGGGCUACAACGUCAACACGCCAUUCCAUGUCGCUUAUGGUGGCCCGCCCGCGAAUCCACCACCGAACUACGAACACCACUCGCCUGACGAAGGAGCCGCAGUCGGAGCCGAACCCGAGCAAGUCCCCAUCGGUAAAACCUCCCACACAAUUCCCGAGAACACCGGCUCCAGCAGCGGCGUCCAGCAUCGCCAUUCCAUCCUCCGCAGAGGCACUGAACGGUCCCGCGGCGAAUCCACGCACAACCAUAAACAUGUAGACUUCUCGCUUGGCAUGUCGGAUCUCUCCUCCAACGACAUACUGGGUGACGUUUUCGAGAACAGGGGUAACGCCCCACACAGGGACGAGAUUGUACGCUCCGCAAACCAGCACGCGGAGGAGCGCCGAAUGCAGGAAAUCGCCGAUGAAGAAAGGAUUGCUUCGCAACAUGAACGAAACUUUACCGAUCGGCAUAGUCUCCGCAGUAGACACAAUGAGGCGUCUUCCGACAGACACUCUUCCCCCGGGCAUAGACAUUGGGGGAGCGUCAGUCGGGGGCAUGGUGAUCUAGAGUCUGGCUCUGGCCAUGGUGUACAGGAGUGA